Glarea lozoyensis ATCC 20868 is the source of this 1875-nucleotide messenger RNA. RefSeq names its product heterokaryon incompatibility protein. Lineage: Eukaryota; Fungi; Ascomycota; Leotiomycetes; Helotiales; Helotiaceae. The record is from RefSeq and is a predicted model, not a curated record. The transcript has a single exon. Bases 1 to 1875 code for a protein of 624 amino acids.
AUGGAUUAUAAGUCACUUGACGCAGAUCGGAAGGAAUUCCGACUUCUUAGGCUACGAUCGCGUUCUUAUCAGCCUCCUCCAUCGCAAGAAGAAUCUGAGCUCAAAGGCAUCAAUGUGUUUUGUGAGCUGGAGCACGCAUUCCGAGGAGAUUGCGACUCAUAUACCGCUCUCUCAUACGCGUGGGGCGACAUGAACAUCAAUAAUUUACAGCCAGUUUUUGUUAGUGGUGCAAUCAUCAAGGUGAGCUUCAAUCUUGGAGCUGCUCUCAGAGAAUUGCGUAAUGAACAGAACGAUCUGCUGCUAUGGGUUGAUCAAAUCUGUAUUGACCAGAACAAUAUCGCAGAAAGGGAAGAGCAGGUACAGCAAAUGCAGGAAAUAUAUACCAUGUCGGCUCGAGUAGUCGCUUGGAUAGGACCAGCUGCCGAUGACAGCGACAUGAUUAUUGCACAUUUGACCUCGAUAGGAGAGAGAGCUGAAAAGGUAUGGAACAUGCAUUUGUUCGGGAGAGUUUAUGAGGCCGCUAUACAGCACGCGUUUAUGGAGGUGCUUCCUAUUCUCGCUGACCGUAAAGCUCUUGGAAUAAUGUCCAAGGCAUCUACAAAAUUCCUACAGCGGGAAUACUGGAAAAGACUUUGGAUUAUACAGGAGUUUGCCGUGGCUCCCAGGGUUGAUGUACUAUGUGGCGGACAACUUAUCCGCGAUACUACACUCACAACAGCUCUCAACUGCAUCCUAAGUGUGAUUUACUACCUUGAAGAUCACGGGGUGAAAGGAACUGGACACAAUCUUGCGACCUCUGGCCAUACGAUUAUCGAAGCUUACAUGCCUAUUCUCUCAGCCUCUAAAUUCGUCAGAGAGGUAACAUCACGGCGCAGCGACUAUCGGAAAUCAAAAUUCAUUAGUAGAGAAAACACUCUGUUCCAUAACGUCGUUUCCACAUCCGUGACGAGAGAUAAUACUGGUAAUCAUGAAUGCACAGAUCCCAGAGAUCGUAUCUUUGCAGUUCUAGGGCUCGCAUUGGACGCUGUCUGUUUCGAUAAAUUCCCGGAUUACAGAAGUAGUGUCGAAAACGUUUAUACAGAGCUAGCUAUGAAGCUGUUGAAAAAUGGGCCUAUUGAUAUACUUGCCUACUGCGUCCGUACCGAGCCAAGAUCAAUGCAGUCUUGGGUCCCGGACUGGCGUAUGGCGGGAUUGGAGCCAAAUUCAUAUAGCCCAUGGAGAAAUAACUUGGCAUUUUUAGCAUCUGGACGCAAGAAGUUUGAAGGAGAUGUGAAUUUUAUAACUGGCCGCAUGCUCUCCAUCAAGACGGCGGUUGUUGAUACCGUGAUGGCAUUCGGAGAUGUCUGGAGUCCUGACCGGCGCGGGAAAUUGGACCCGGAAGCCACACUCAGAUAUCUUUCUGAGAUCCGAGGGUUUUGUGCUCAGUCUGAACGGACUAAAUCGGAUGAAGUAGAUUCCAACACCUCUAAGAUUGCUAUUGCAAAUUUUGAACGAGCGGGCCAUUCAGAGUAUUCUCUGGAUUUCGAAUUGAAAAGCUACCAGCAAGUCCGAACUACGUUCACGGGUGGAGGAGACCAUACUACUGAUUCCAGCAAUGGUGUUCGGUUUGAUAAUUUCACUAGAUAUUGCAAUUUGAUGAGACGGCUCCGACCGUGUCGACCUUUCAUAUCAGCUACGGGAUAUGUUGGCCUCGCACCACCACACGUGGAAACUGGAGACAAGGUGGUUGUAUUCCUAGGUGGUUUGGUACCAUAUAUCAUUCAUCCAAGUGGUCCUGAUACACAUACACUAGUGGGUGAAGCAUACGUUCAUGGUGUUAUGUUUGGGGAACACAUGGAGGGCAAUCCUAAGAUUGAGACGCUCAUACUGGAGUAA